AUGCGAGUUUUCGAACUUGUCAAUGCCAUACACCAUAGAUUGUCCAACAACGCUAAUGCGUUUGGAGGUAUGCAGGUCCUGUUGGUUGGCGAUUUUUGGCAACUUAAACUUGUGGGAAGUCUGCUAGAUCCUGGAAAAUCUAUCUAUGAUUCCGAGCUUUUUGAUGCCGUAUUCCCUCACAAAAUAGAGCUUCAAACUAUCCUGAGGCAGCAAGCAUCGGAAGUUGAGUUACGAAAGGCCCUUGACCAGUUGCGCGAAGGAAAUUGUAACGAAGAAACGGCGAAAUACUGGAAGAGUUCGAGCAGAAACCUAGAUAACAAUGAUGCUGCGGAACAUCCGUUACAUAUUUAUUUUAGGAAGUUGCCAGCUGAGAUGCAUAACCUCGAUGUUCUGUCAACAUUUCCUGGAACGCUUUUGACAUUUGAAAGCAGAGAUAGUGGCCAUUCCCAGUUAUUGGACUGUCCGUCGCAGAAAACUUUGACCCUCAAGCAAGGAUGCAAAAUAAUGCUUCUCUAUAACGUCAAUAAAUAUCUGAAAGAUGGUUACCAGGGAACAUUUCUUAGCGUACAUGCUGAAAAUGACGAACAACUACUUGUCACGUUUCCAAAUGUAGGAACAGUGAAAGUCGGGCGCAAGACGUGGUACGAGUAUGACACUCGAGGUUGUGUAUUGGCUACUCGAACACAGUUUCCCAUCACGCCUUGUUAUGCUAUGACCGUGCACAAAGCGCAGGGACAAACAUUGAAUAGAGUUAUUGUCCACUGUUCUCAAGAGUUUGUCCCCAAUCAAACCUACGUUGCAUUGUCACGGGUGAGAAACGAAGCAGGUCUUCAAGUGAUUAAUUUCCAGCCACGAUUCCUACUCCCUUUGCCAGAAAAACUAAAGACUGGGAACAUUACAAAUGACAAUUGUGACAAGCUCUUUGAAGGCCAAGUCGAUGGAUUUGAAUGUUGCAGAAGCAAGACAUUAGAGGAUGGCUUGCUAAAUGCCGUUCAAGAAACUCAUUUCUCACAUCCAGACGUUAGUAAUGAAUGGACGGACGAAAAUGAUGGCGAAGUGAUGGCAAAGCAGUUGUUCGAGUCAAAUACUGGGGCUAAAGUCAAUCUCGAGAACGUACAAUUAUUCAUGAUGUGUGAUUUCCAGCAAAGUUUAAAUAUGCUGCCGAAGCGUUUGUCAGUAAAGGACUUUCUAGAAAGUAUCAUAAAUGAUGAGCAUGGUGAUUCAUACACUUCGUUUAUUAAAUCUGCAGCAAAUUACGCCCUUGCUCAUUUGGAAGUAUUUCACUUGCUGGCGCAUAUCAUUUGGUGCAGGGUCUUUGCAUUAUUUGAAGCAUAUUUGUCGGAAAACGGAGAGAAGGUUCAUAUGACCAACACCAACUUCACCUACGCGACGGCUAAAUUGCACCAGCUUUUUCUUUCGAAUGAAUAUCGAAGUGAUGUUAUAAGUGCCUUUUCGGAAAGUUCGUGGUCAGAAUUAAACGAUGGGCAAAGGACACUGGGCGCGCAGUUGGCUUUCCACCUCUUUCAAUUAUUCGUCAAUGAGCUGAGCAGCUUGGUACGCAAGAAAGAAGCUGGUCCGAUUCCAUUUAAUGUAAGCGACAUGGGUCCUGAUGGAAGAGGGAAGAUACGAUAUGUCGGUGGUUGGGCUGUACGAAAAGCACUCCAAAAAUUUCGAAGGUAUGUAUUUUCAAUGUUAAAUGCCCUUUUUCGACGGGUAAUUUCUAAGGCCCCGUUUACAUUAGACUGGGGACGAGGAUGUUUACUACAUGUUUACAUGAGACUGGUACAAAAAUCGCAAAAGUUUCAAUUGAGACCGGUCUGAGUUAUUUUCGUCCCGGUCUCAUGCAUGUAAACAUCUAUUAUAAAUAAUACUAUGAACGAAACAAAAUGGUCCCGUCUCAUGUAAAUGGGGCCUAAUUUAACACCAAUUUGUUGAAAUAUAGUGUGUAUUUAUCAGUUCACCUGAAAUCUAAUAUAUUUUUUCAGGUACCUCCUUGAAAACAAAGUAUCGCAAACGCCGCAUGUGAGAAGAAAGCUAAAGGAAGAACUUGAAAAGAUUGAAUUGCUUCAAGAAAAUAUCAUUGUUCCUUACGAAACCUUGCAAAACACCUCUUCGAGCUUGGAGUCCACAUCCAUCACAGAAUCGUUACAAUAUCGGGAAAGGGGUCUGCUUCACAUCAGUGAUGAAACUUACAAAUAUUUUCUGUCUCUGGAACAAGCUAGAGUAGAAAAAAUUAAUUUGGAAAAGUUACGUUCCUGCCAAACUGGUAUGGUGAACAACGUAUUGAAAGAAGUCUGGGAAGAUAAAGAUCUUCAAGAGAAGUUUGAUCAAUUGUUUAAUGUUGCAGCAAAUUCU
Messenger RNA from Paramuricea clavata, 2355 nucleotides. NCBI's taxonomy places the organism in Eukaryota, Metazoa, Cnidaria, Anthozoa, Malacalcyonacea, Plexauridae. The record is from the annotation of a GenBank genome assembly.